GAAGAAUUAAGAUUAGAUUGGAUGUUAUUGGCAGAAAUGGGUCCAAAUGCAGUCAUAAAUGAUUCCUGCGAUCUAGGAACUCGUAAUAUGGACCUUACUCAUAGAUGGGUUGAUGAUGCUCGACAAUGCUACUCUGAUACUGACCUCGCAAACGCCAACACUUUUAUAUGUCAAGCUUCUAGCUGUCAUGUUGAACCACUAAAAAUCAUAAUAUUAGGAACAGCAGGGACGGGUAAAUCAUAUCUUGUUAAUGUAAUUCGAUACACACUUCAUCAAAUAACAGAAAUUGGGUCUAAAUCACCAGUACUUGUGCUUGCUCCGACAGGUGCUGCAGCAUUUAACAUUAAUGGUAUGACGAUCUAUUCGGUCCUUUCAAUCGCAAUAAAUGAUGGCAAUGAUAACCUGGAUAUAAAUGGAGAACGAUUAAAACAGCUACAAAAGAGAUUAGAAGAUCAUCCUUCAGUUCUUCACUACCUUUUUGACAUGGGUGGCGUUCUGGAACAG
This is a messenger RNA of Racocetra persica, 504 nucleotides long. The record is from the annotation of a GenBank genome assembly. NCBI's taxonomy places the organism in Eukaryota, Fungi, Glomeromycota, Glomeromycetes, Diversisporales, Gigasporaceae.